CUCGCGCUCACAGUUUCCCUAGUCCUCGAAGGCUCGGAAGACCGUUACCAUGUCGUGCGAGUCGUCUAUGGUUCUCGGGUACUGGGAUAUUCGUGGGCAGGAGCAGCUCUACGCGGGAGCCUUUUCGAGCUGCCGAGCCACGGAUGUCGACCCCUGCCCAGCCACGGAUGUCGACCCCUGCCCAGCCUCUGGGAUCGCGGGCCCUGUGGGGAGGGGCGGAGGAGACCACGCCGGAGCCGGACCUAGGGGCCGCUUAACCACCGCCCCGGCAGGACGCAGGGACUCGGCAGCCCCGGGCCGGGGGACGUUAGCGGGCGGGGGUUGGGAAUGGGUGGGAGCUGCGCAGUCGCUGAACCGCUGUCUUCCCCAGCUGGCGCACGCCAUCCGCCUGCUCCUGGAGUUCACGGAUACCUCUUAUGAGGAGAAACGGUACACGUGCGGGGAAGCUCCUGACUAUGAUCGAAGCCAAUGGCUGGAUGUGAAAUUCAAGCUAGACCUGGACUUUCCUAAUCUGCCCUACCUCCUGGAUGGGAAGAACAAGAUCACCCAGAGCAAUGCCAUCUUGCGCUACAUCGCUCGCAAGCACAACAUGUGUGGUGAGACUGAAGAAGAAAAGAUUCGAGUGGACAUCAUAGAGAACCAAGUAAUGGAUUUCCGCACACAACUGAUAAGGCUCUGUUACAGCUCUGACCACGAAAAACUGAAGCCUCAGUACUUGGAAGAGCUACCUGGACAACUGAAACAAUUCUCCAUGUUUCUGGGGAAAUUCUCAUGGUUUGCUGGGGAAAAGCUCACCUUUGUGGAUUUUCUCACCUAUGAUAUCUUGGAUCAGAACCGUAUAUUUGACCCCAAGUGCCUGGAUGAGUUCCCAAACCUGAAGGCUUUCAUGUGCCGUUUUGAGGCUUUGGAGAAAAUCGCUGCCUACUUGCAGUCUGAUCAGUUCUUCAAGAUGCCCAUCAACAACAAGAUGGCCCAGUGGGGCAACAAGCCUGUAUGCUGAGCAGGAGGCAGACUUGCAGAGCUUGUCUUGUUUCAUCCUGUCCCUAAGGGGUCAGCACUCUUGCUUUGCUCUUUUCAAUAAAUAGCACUUAUGUUA
Molecule: messenger RNA, 1096 nt
Organism: Pan troglodytes (chimpanzee)
Lineage: Eukaryota; Metazoa; Chordata; Mammalia; Primates; Hominidae
Gene: GSTM3
Product: glutathione S-transferase mu 3
Exons: 8
Coding region: 50-1000 (316 amino acids)
Biological process (GO): glutathione metabolic process
Molecular function (GO): glutathione transferase activity
Source: RefSeq, a predicted model, not a curated record